AUGUCGUCUGUCAUGGCCAUGCUACGUUGUCCAAACAUCGGCUUGCACAACUGUCUGCAACAGGUUCUCGGGGGAGCCAGCUACCCCGAAGAAAAGGUGCAGGAAUUGACAGAAAUCACUGUGUACAGACUCGGGGCUAUGUAUGAAGCUGGGUACUUACGAGAGCAGUCGCAGCCCUCCUUUAUUUCAUCCUCGGCAUCUACCAGGCAGCGUAGUACUGCAGAGGCGGCCAAACUGCCGCUGAUGGGCCACGAUGAGGACAUGCUGUCCGGCCCUGCUGCUGUAAUUGCUCGUUGCGUUGAGCAGUUGCUGCCCCUAUGUCGGGGAGCACUAACCAGCCGCCGGACACUCGACGCAGGUCUCCCUAUGCGAAGGAUUGACCCUCCAACAUUUAACACCAUAUUGGCGGGUUCCAUGACCAAAUAUAAACAGAACAAGAUUAGUGAUACUCGUACGUUUUAGCAGAGAGCCUAAUGACAGCAGGAUCGGGGCAUACCCACAUCGAGGGAAUGCCGGGGACAAGAGAUAAUGGAACAGGGUAGAAAUCUGACACAAAACCACCCAUCUUCACUUGGGCUACUUACUGUAGCGACAUCUCGUAUGUCUGUUAUACCAAGCAGGGCUAGGAUGCGAUGGCGCGGGGGGGAGGUCUGGGGGGGGGGGCAAUGUGUGAGAAACUCGCGACCAAGAAGCUCUUGCUCAGUCCCGGUCUGGGGGCCUAGAACAUGGAAACACAGGGAAAAUCAGCCGGGUUCAUGAUUGAUUUCU
Messenger RNA from Aspergillus ochraceoroseus IBT 24754, 768 nucleotides. RefSeq lists its product as uncharacterized. The coding region runs from base 1 to 462 and encodes 153 amino acids. The transcript has 3 exons. The record is from RefSeq and is a predicted model, not a curated record. Lineage: Eukaryota; Fungi; Ascomycota; Eurotiomycetes; Eurotiales; Aspergillaceae.